Molecule: messenger RNA, 1863 nt
Organism: Daldinia loculata
Lineage: Eukaryota; Fungi; Ascomycota; Sordariomycetes; Xylariales; Hypoxylaceae
Product: heterokaryon incompatibility protein-domain-containing protein
Exons: 11
Coding region: 1-1863 (620 amino acids)
Source: RefSeq, a predicted model, not a curated record
AUGGCUCUCAGCCUUAAAAGCCCGCCUGUAUCCGAGGAAGAGAAAUCUCUGCGUGCUAGAUGUAGAGAUGUCGAGCUGGACGGCCCGCUUCGGGAGUACGGCGACACCAGGUUCAAAAGCAUCCAUCUCGGCGACUUUUGUACUAUCAUCGAGACAACCAACUGUGCGCUUUGCAAGACAGUCACGGCCGCCAUGUCGCCAAUUCUAACACAUUCAGUGUUGAAAUACGCCGAAGACCAUGAGAAUACUUUGCGUGUGUUCUUGCAUCCAUCGGAAGUCGAUGCGGCUUUGGAGAUUUCCUUUCAUAACUUCGGGCCAGAUGGAAAAUUUAAGAAUAUGGAUGAAUCAAUUAAAGAAGAGCUCAUACUAUCUGGGUUACUCUUGCGUGUCGACCUAGACUACCUGCACAAGAGCAGCUUGUUCAACAGCCCGAAGCAACUCCCAUCUUCCCUAGCUAGGAUGAAGCAUCAUCUACGAUCUUUAACCCUUGGGCCACCGGGCUGCCGUUAUAUCACCAAAUUCAUCCAGGCAACCAAAGAAUCUUUCCAGACAAUCAGCGCUACGUUGGGUGAGCGGUAUCUCUGGGUGGAUUCUCUUUGCAUCAUCCAGGACGACCGCGGAGACAAGGAUAUACAAAUAUCACAAAUGGACAAGGUGUAUAGUGUUGCAAUAGCAACUAUAGUGGCGGCGAGCGAAACCGAUCCAAGCAGAGGCCUUACUUGCUUACGCUCCCGUGACACUCCACAAGUUAGAUGCUUUCCUCCUCUCCAGAGGUCCAUUGAUAAUACAUUGUGGAACUCAAGGGGAUGGACAUACCAGGAAUUCAUGUUAUCUCGGAGGCUUAUAAUAUUCACAUCUACUCAGUUAUUCUUUUCCUGCACCAUCGGUACACGCGCUGAAGAUACCAUCUACAGCAUCCCUAAUGAAAUUACAGGUCAUUGGAGUGACGACAAGCAUAUGCUCUAUCACUGGACAAUUCCCGGCGACCCCCUUGCGGAUUCAUGCUGGGAACUGUACAACAACGCGGCCCAGGAAUAUACCAAGCGGAACCUCACGUGGGUGCUCCGGUCCUUGGGUCGAUAUUGCAACGACAUCUUUCUUUGUGGACUCCCGGUGAAACAGUUGCCCUGCUGUCUACUUUGGCACCCAACUGGUUGGAGCUGGGUGGAAGAAGCAUUUGAUGCACAGCGGGGGUAUGGACCGGGAACAUGCGUAUCGAAACUUGAGAAUCUGAGGUUUCGCGGUGCAAAAUGGGAUGAGUUGCCCAUAGACCAGACCCCUUCGGACGACGAGCUUAUGAACUGGCCUAGUAACUUUUUGAGCAGGUCUUUUUCUGAUGAAAUUCAACCCAUUGACCGGGCUGCUUCUUUUUUAGAUGGGACAGAUGAAACUUUUGGCCAGCUCCUUUUCCGAGCGGAAUACCGCAUUCUGCAUUAUGAUAACUGGAUUGGCACCGUGUUCCUGACCCCCGACUGUGCGGCAUCUUAUCCGACCGCGACACACGACUGUGAAUUCAUCCGAAUAACCAACUGUGCCGUGUACACUCAUGAAGUGGCGUCCAACUUGCUCCAUGGCUUCGGCAUUAAAAGCCACGAGCCAGAUAUUUUCGACCCUUCGUAUUACAAGCUCGCCGGGUCUGAUAGGCAGGGAGAAGUCUUCAUGCAAAGACGCCAUGGGCUUCGCGGGGGAUCUGGGUUUUGGACCGACGAUGGCCUCCAUCCCGGUAUACCUAAGCCACCUAAGAUGUAUCUAAGUCAUGUUAUGUUACUUGAAAGGAAAGGUAGCUCUGUCUAUCGUAGGGCUGUUGGGCUCAUUGUCCGGGACCAGGCAAAGUGGACGUGGGGAGACUUUUGUCUUGAAUGA